AUGCGCUCCGUAGGGGCGGAUACAGCGGCCCAGAUGGGUCGGGGAAACAGGAUUGUCGCCGAAGAUGAACAGGAUUACGAAGUCGUUUUGCCGCAGUUGCCUACAGGUGCGUGUGUUAUGAAUACUGUUUUUCUACACGGAGAUAUCAAGGCAAGGCCGUAUCGUGUUGAAGACGUCCGUGACACUUUGGUUAGUCUGGGUAUGUUGCCUGAGGUACUCGCCUUAGGCGCUUUCCAGAUGAACCACGUCUGGGCCGUGACUUUCAGUACGGCGCAAGCCACGAAAAAGAUGCUAGCACUUGGUGACGUAAAGAUAAAGGAAAGGCGCUGCCUCGUUAUCGACCCGAACAAGCAGGAUGUCCGGCUAAAGCUUUAUUGGCUUCUGCAUAAUGUACCGGAUGAAGAUGUGCGCACCGCACUCGCAAACUAUGGAAGAGUGACAGAAGUAUCAAAGGAACGUUGGCGCGUCCAAGGUAUCGCCGAUAAAGGAACCUCCACCAGGACUGUCACCCUGCAAUUAAAAGCGGGCUUGACAGUCGAAGACCUACCACACCAGCUCCGAGUGGGCGGCAUAACAACGCUUUUGGUUGUGCCAGGACGAGCACCGCUCUGCUUACGAUGUCGACGAACGGGACAUAUACGCCGGGACUGUCGCAUACCCCGGUGUGGUCGGUGCAGACGCUAUGGUCACGAAGACAGCGAGUGUGUCCAAACAUACGCCAGUGUGGCCGGGCCUGUGGCUGGCGACCAUCUCACGGAGCACAUAAUGGACCAAGCUGAUGCAGAAGAAGCAGCGGAAAGCAGAAAUCGGGGUCUCGUAUUCACGCCCCUUUCUAAGGGCCCGAAGGACGAAGGAAGCGAAGCGGCUCAGGCUGAACAAACGGGUCAACAGACCAACAGCGUGAGCUCUAUAGCGCGGGACCAAAGCGACAACGAAAAUGAGCAAGGUAUUGGGUCGUCGACUGGACAACCUGAAGAUAUGGACGUCACAAGAGCGGGGACAAGCGCAAAGCGAACGCUUGAAGAUGUCAGCAACGAGGACGCAGAACCAGAGAGGACAACAGGAGGUGAGCCGGCAACGAAAGCGGCAACGCUCAGGCGACCCAGCUUGAGGUUCAAGCCGAACAUCGCUGCGGGCACACGUCCGCCGCCGAAGCCACCCUCGUAGCCACGGGGGAAGACAGUCAACGAGGGACCUAAAUCCAUAGGCGCUCAAGGACAUAGCGAAUAUGGCUUCAUCAUUAUGUGACGC
This is a messenger RNA of Rhipicephalus sanguineus (brown dog tick), 1251 nucleotides long. RefSeq lists its product as uncharacterized. The record is from RefSeq and is a predicted model, not a curated record. The coding region runs from base 1 to 1167 and encodes 388 amino acids. Gene Ontology annotation, molecular function: nucleic acid binding; zinc ion binding; DNA-binding transcription factor activity, RNA polymerase II-specific. Lineage: Eukaryota; Metazoa; Arthropoda; Arachnida; Ixodida; Ixodidae. The transcript has a single exon. Gene Ontology annotation, biological process: regulation of DNA-templated transcription.